CUGUCGCAUCACAGCUCCGGAGGCUGAGGGCAUGCAUCCCCACCACCACCACCGGAACCACCGGAGCGUCCAUGCACGGACAUCCCGGAUGAUCCUGACCUGCUAGAAGUGUGGAUACCGUCUUCGAUACCGUCUUCUUCCGGCAUUUGUGACAUAUCAGUCAGACCCAAGUCCGAAGCCGACCGGAUAAACAGACCGCUUCUCUGUCUUUGGACGCCGAACCUUUCUUCCCUUCCUUCCCCGUUUUAUGUGAGCCGUGACCCGCCCGCAAAAGCAGCAGCAGCAACAGCAGCAACAGCAGCAGCGGGUCCGAGGAGAGAGCGCCAACAAGUCCGCCAAUGCGCGGGCCCUGCUGCUGAAUUCGUCCGCGUGCGAGCACCGUAGUCCGGCCGAGCCAUGGUCCACUGCGCCGGGUGCGAGAGGCCCAUCCUGGACCGUUUUCUGCUCAACGUUCUGGACCGAGCCUGGCACGUCAAGUGCGUGCAGUGCUGCGACUGCAAGUGCAAUUUGACGGAGAAGUGCUUUUCUCGGGAGGGGAGACUUUACUGCAAAAACGACUUCUUUAGGCGGUUCGGCACCAAGUGCGGCGGGUGCUCGCAGGGCAUCUCCCCCAGCGACCUGGUCCGCAGGGCCCGCAGCAAAGUGUUCCACCUCAACUGCUUCACCUGCAUGAUGUGCAACAAGCAGCUCUCCACCGGCGAGGAGCUCUACAUCAUCGACGAGAACAAGUUCGUCUGCAAGGACGAUUACGUCAGCAGCGCCAGCGUCAAAGACGUCAACCUCCUCUCAGUCACGACCUGCAGUGACCCGAGUCUAUCCCCAGACUCUCAGGACCCCCUCCAGGAUGACGUGGUCCUAAAGGACACGGAGAUCGCCGCCCUCUCGGAUAAGGAAACUGUAAAUAAUGAAAACGACGACCAGAAUCUGGGUGGCAAGCGACGCGGCCCGCGGACGACCAUCAAGGCCAAGCAGCUGGAGACGCUGAAGGCGGCGUUUGCUGCCACCCCCAAACCCACCAGACACAUCAGGGAGCAACUGGCACAGGAGACCGGUCUCAACAUGAGGGUCAUCCAGGUCUGGUUCCAGAACCGGCGUUCCAAAGAGAGGCGCAUGAAGCAGCUGAGUGCACUGGGAGCUCGGAGGCAUGCGUUUUUCAGGAGCCCAAGGCGGAUGAGGACGCUGGUGGACCGCUUGGAACCUGGAGAGCUUAUCCCCAACGGGCCUUUCUCUUACUACGGAGAUUAUCAAAGUGAAUAUUACGGUCCAGGAGGGAACUAUGACUUCUUUCCUCAGGGGCCACCUUCAUCGCAAGCCCAGACCCCAGUUGAUCUCCCCUUUGUGCCCUCUUCAGGCCCCACGGGCACGCCCCUGGGAGGUAUGGACCACCCCCUUCCGGGCCACCAUCCGUCCAGCGAAGUGCAGCGCUUUUCCGAUAUUAUGUCCCACCACCCUGGGGACUCUCCCAGCCCAGAGCCCGGCAUCCCGGGGACCCUGCACAGUAUGUCCUCCGAGGUGUUUGGCCCGAGCCCGCCCUUUACCUCGCUGUCUCUGAACGCCAACGGAUACAGCAACCAUUUGUCACAUCCGCCCACAGAAAUGAACGAGGCCACUGUGUGGUAGCGCUCCGGCAGACUGGACUCUUAGGACCUGGGGGUUCUGGCCUUGUGGGCUGGAUUAAGACACGGAUACCAACAGGGUUUGGUCCAUACCACGGAAACAGUUUUUCUAUCAUUUCUUAUUUAUUAUUUAUUGACACUAACCCAAGAUCGGACAUGACGGCCUUCAUCUCCCUUUCUUUGUGCACAUUGUUGUCACUUCAGGUUUGAGGCUUUGUUUCAUCACAAAAUGAUGUCACUGAUGGCGCUGGGCGGGACUACAGCCUUCCUUCAGAGAUUAGUCGGACUUCUUAAGUCAGGGUGUCCAAAGUGCAGCCCGGGGGCCAUUCUAAAAAUUACACUUUAACAAUAAAGUUAAAAAUAAACAAACCGAGAAAAGCAGAAAAGCAAAGGUUGUAAUCUGCAAUUAGUUUCUUGUCAUUUUACAAGAAUAAAUAUUAUACAAAAUUUAGUAGUAAAUUUUAUAUAGUAGUCAUAGUACUAAUAUUCGUAAUUUUAGUAGCAUAAAGUUGACAUAUUUUUUUUUUUUAACUGAAAUGUUAUGAGAAAUACACAAAACAUUAAAUAAAGUUGUAAUUUGUGGAAAAUUAGGUUGCAAAAAAUGAUAACAUCACAAGAAUAAACUUAAAAUAUUCGGGCAAUAAAGUCAUAAUUAUAAAAAGAACAUUUACAAGAAGAAAGUUGAAAUAGUUGGAAAAUUAAAAAAAAACAACAACAACAGCAUAAAUGGACAAAAACAAGAAUAAAGUAAAAAAGAGUAUGAGAAUUUUUUUUCGAUUCCACCCAGAAAAAAUUGUCAACUUUUAAAAAUAAAAAAGUCAAAAUAUUAUGGCAAUACUAACUAAUGUAUUUCAUGUAUUUGUAAAAGAAAUAAAUGAAUAAUUACGAGAAUAAAGUUUACAAGAGGAAAUGUAAAAUGGUUGGAAAAGGGAAAAAAAGGGUUUGAAUGAUUUUAAGAGAAUACAAAGAGAAAAAAGUCAAUUUUUGUAGCAUAGUGUUGAAAUACUAAAGGAAAAAUGAUCAUAAUAACAUUAUUUAGAAAAACAACAAAUAAAGUUGUAAAUUUUGGAGAAUUUGUCAUAAUAUUAUGUGUUGACAUUUUGAAAAAUUAAAACCAAAACAAUGAGAAAAAAGGGAAAAAAAGAGCAAAGAUUGAAGCUGAUCUUAAUAACAGGCCUUUUUCACACUCUUUAAGAUGCACUUUUUUUUUAAAUAUAUAAUGUCUAACUUCUUAGCGCAUCUUGACAAAAUAUCCAAGUGACAAAGUUACACGCUUUAAUUUUCACCUUAUGGCCCUCGCUGGUAGAAAACAUUUGGAGACCCAAAAGCACAAGAAGAAAAACGUGUUUCGUCUUUGGAUGCAGAUAUGGAGAAAAAAAACGUGUCAUAAAGUCAAAGUCCAAAAAAUGUUUAAAAAAAUCAAAGGAUGGUGCAGGGGCGUGGCAAAAAGCACCGUAAAGAAAGGGCAACAAGGCACUAAUGAAGUAAAAAUGACAGAAGUAAAAUAAUUCAAAACCGGAAGCAGAUCAAGUAUGACGAGCCGGACGCCAAAAGAACGGCUGCCGACGUGCUUGGUGGUCCCACCCAGCGCCUGAAGUUCCGCCAACUGCCGAUGAAACAAAGCACAAAACAGGAAAAUUGCCGAGUGGAAACAGGAAAUAACGGCAAUAAAAGCUAGCGACUUAGCUUAGUGACCAAACACUCAUCGUCAGAGCGUGAGAAGAAGACGUUUCAACAUCCCUUGUACGUCCUCCUGUCAAAGACGUGAAUAGCUUUACGCACACAUCACAACAAUCCGGCCAAAGGUUGCUUGUGCGCCAAACUGAGCAGCGUUCAGACUUUGUAUUUUAUUGUAUUUAUUCACGAGUCCCUCCCUCGGACUGCCAUAUUGACACUGAAGGUCUCUGAAGGUCAGUGGGAAUGACACUGUCCUCGCUCUGGGCUUUUUCUUUUUGUGUUGUUUUUUUUUUUUUUGGUGUGAAUGUCCACCAAAUCUGUGGAAAGCCGCCUUCAAAAGGCAAACAAUGGACUGCAAACCCUUUAUUUCACAUGGAACUCAACUUGAAUUGUUUCAAUGAAGUCUACCUUCUAAAAAAAAAAAAAAAUCUCCCACUGGAGUUGAAAAUGGGACUUAGAACAGUCGACUGUUUACGUGAUCUCUAUAAAAUUCAGGAGUCCAGAAGAGCGUGUUUUAGAAGCCUGUCCACAUAAAAUGUUCCAAGCAACCAACCAAACUUUUGUAUUGAUUUCAUUUCUUUUGUAUGAAGAAGAUACACUCGCCGGGGUUUUGCUUCACUGUGCUAGUUUGUACAAAAUGUUGUUUACAGAAAAAAAAAACAAAAAAAAAGUUGAACAAUGAAUCGAGCAGAGUAGUUGCCAAAUAAAAGAAUAGCACAAAUAUUGUUACAUCAUCAUGUGCAGAAUGUCACAAAUUGUGUUGGAAGGCAAACUUUUAUGACGCUGACGGUGCAUUCAUAAAACUCUUCAUGUGACAUCCCGAGCCCGCUUUUAUUUUUGUGUCUCCAAAGGAGUGAAGAUCCAAACAAUUCAAGCUCUGACGGAAGAACAUGGAAGCUGCUACCUUCAUGAGCAGUGAUAGUUUCACAAAAACUAUUGAUCAGGAAAAUACAAAUACUGAAUACAUGAGACGAGAUGAUUUUAACAUUACUUUCAAGAAAAGUACUAGGAAAAAUAUAUGACAAGAUAUUGCACUCUAUUCAUUUCAUUUCUACUAUGUUACACUCUGUGUGUAUGCUAGCGGCCCCGCCUCCACCCACCGAGACAAAGAGACUGUAUGACUGACAAAAAGGUUCCAUGCCGUUGUUCUAUGGAACAUAGAACACAUCAACACCUCUCUCCGACCUAUCCUUGGAGCAACACUUCCUCAUUCUCACCACACUCCCACAAGGUGCAUUCAGGAACGCUCCUAUAAUCAUAACAAUGUCUUCAUUAUGUGUGUAUGUGUGGUCUAAAUAA
Doryrhamphus excisus (bluestripe pipefish) is the source of this 4592-nucleotide messenger RNA. It is a transcript of the gene lhx1a, whose product is annotated as LIM homeobox 1a. Gene Ontology annotation, cellular component: nucleus. The record is from RefSeq and is a predicted model, not a curated record. NCBI's taxonomy places the organism in Eukaryota, Metazoa, Chordata, Actinopteri, Syngnathiformes, Syngnathidae. Gene Ontology annotation, biological process: regulation of transcription by RNA polymerase II; neuron differentiation. Gene Ontology annotation, molecular function: DNA-binding transcription factor activity, RNA polymerase II-specific; zinc ion binding; RNA polymerase II transcription regulatory region sequence-specific DNA binding.